Dendrobium catenatum is the source of this 1521-nucleotide messenger RNA. RefSeq names its product protein DETOXIFICATION 49-like. The transcript has a single exon. Gene Ontology annotation, molecular function: antiporter activity; xenobiotic transmembrane transporter activity. Gene Ontology annotation, biological process: xenobiotic detoxification by transmembrane export across the plasma membrane. Lineage: Eukaryota; Viridiplantae; Streptophyta; Magnoliopsida; Asparagales; Orchidaceae. The record is from RefSeq and is a predicted model, not a curated record. The coding region runs from base 1 to 1521 and encodes 506 amino acids. Gene Ontology annotation, cellular component: membrane.
AUGUGCCAGUCUUCUCCUUCCAUUCCCAACACCUCAAAGCUCUUAAUCGCCAUCAAUGAAUCCCCUUUAUGCAACCCAAAGCUUUAUUUACCGCUUUCCUCCAACGUCAUCGAAGCAAAAUCUCUCCUUUCCCUUGCCAUCCCUACUGUCCUCACUUACCUUCUCCUCUACUCCCGUUCCAUGAUCUCCAUGCUCUUCCUCGGCCGCCUCGGUAGUCUCCCCCUCGCCGGCGGCUCCCUUGCUAUUGGCUUCGCUAACAUCACCGGAUACUCUGUUUUAUCCGGGCUCGCCGCCGGCAUGGAACCCAUCUGUGCCCAAUCACAUGGCGCCGGCCGGCCGCAUCUUCUAGUACUCGCCCUUCGCCGCACAGUCAUCCUUCUUCUCUCCGCCUCCAUCCCCAUCUCCUUCCUUUGGCUCUCCAUGCGCCGCAUCCUUCUCUUCUGCGGCCAAGACUCCGAAAUCGCCGCCGCCGCGCAAUCUUUCAUUAUCUUUUCCCUCCCCGACCUACUCCUCCUUUCUCUCAUCCAUCCCCUCCGCAUCUACCUCCGCUCUCAAUCCAUAACCCUCCCAUUAACAGCCGUUACGGCCAUCUCCGCCUCCCUUCACUUCCCCAUCAACCACCUCCUCGUCCUUUACUUCCAUCUCGGCAUCCCCGGCGUUGCACUCGCGUCUGUUCUCACCAACCUCAACCUCGUCAUCCUCCUCCUACUCUACCUCCGCUUCUCCGGCAUCAACUGCCGCACUUCUGCCGCUGAUAACACCUUUUCCAUCGCCGGCUGGCGAUCACUUCUCUCCCUUAGCAUCCCAAGCUGCGCCUCCAUAUGCCUCGAAUGGUGGUGGUACGAAAUCAUGGUUCUUCUCUGCGGUCUCCUCAGCCACCCUCAAUCCACCGUGGCAUCCAUGGGCAUUCUUAUACUAACAACAUCCUUAAUCUACAUUUUCCCCUACUCGUUCAGCUCGGCCGUGUCGACCCGCGUGGGGAAUGAGCUCGGGGCAAAUCGGCCUGAUCGGGCCCGACGGGCCGCUGGGGUCGGGCUCACAUGUGGAGCUCUGCUCGGUCUCACCGCCUUUUUAUUCUCCUUCUCGGUCCGCAACAUGUGGGCCAGGAUUUUCACCACCGAUAAACGUAUAUUGGACCUCACGGCGGCGGUGUUGCCGAUACUCGGGCUAUGCGAGCUCGGAAACUGCCCGCAAACGACGGGCUGCGGCGUGUUGAGGGGAAGCGCGCGGCCGCGGGCGGGGGCGAAUAUAAACCUCGGAUCAUUUUAUGGGGUCGGGAUGCCUGUGGCCAUCACGCUUUCAUUUUGGGCCGGACUGGAUUUCAAAGGGUUAUGGCUCGGGCUGCUCUCGGCCCAGGCCACGUGUCUUGGGCUUAUGCUUGUCGUUAUUUACCGUACUGAUUGGGAGAGGCAAGCUGACCGUGCGCAGCUGCUCACCGGCGGUGGUGGUGGUUUGGACGGCGAAGAGGAGGAGGAUUCUAAGCUGGUCGAUGCUAAGGUGGGGGAGGGUGACUUGGUAUAG